GCGGGCUGCACCGAGCGGGCGGCAGGAAGGCAGCGGAGUCUGGCGGCCCGUGGCCCCUGCUAGGGUCAAGACACGCACACCUACUGGGCCGGAAAGAAGCCGGGGACCGCGCGCGGGCGAGGACCUGCUGUCCGGCCCGGGAGAGAUCCCAGGACGCGGACCGGGCAGCUCGGGUCCGAGGUGAGCCCUGGCGGAGGACGCGCCCACCGGGGGUGCGGCUUCGGAGCUCUAGAGCCAGCCCUCCCGGGGCUGGGGUCCCCAGAGGAGGCCGACGGCCGAGGCGGCGUGCGUCGGGAGCCAGUGCGAUCCCUGCGGGAGCGGGGCCGAGCCGGAGGGAGCUGCAGCGCCCGGCCAUGCACCGGGCGCAGUAGCAAGAGGCGCGGGCCCGAUGGCGCGGGCCGGAGCGCGGGGACUGCUCGGCGUCCGCCGUCCACCCAGGCUCCGGCUUGCGCUCGCGCUUCGGCUAGCGUUGCUGCUGGCGCGGCCGCCGUCGGGUCGCGCGGGGACCCCCGAGGCGCAGGGGCCCGCGGCGCCCGGCACCACAGCCCCGGCGGGGGGCGACCGCUGCCGGGGCUAUUACGACGUGAUGGGCCAAUGGGACCCGCCCUUCAACUGCAGCUCGGGCGCCUACAGCUUCUGCUGCGGCACGUGCGGCUACCGUUUCUGCUGCCACGACGGGCCGCGGCGCCUCGAUCAGAGCCGCUGCUCCAACUACGACACGCCAGCCUGGGUCCAGACCGGCCGACCGCCCGCCCGUGCCCGCGACACCGCGGCGCCCCGGGAUCCGGGCCGCGAGCGCAGCCACACUGCCGUCUACGCGGUGUGCGGUGUCGCCGCGCUGCUGGUGCUGGCCGGCAUCGGGGCGCGCCUGGGCCUGGAGAGGGCGCACAACCCGCGCGCACGACGCACGGUAACCAGGACGCUGACGGAGCUUCUGAAGCAGCCAGGCCCGCAGGAGCCAUUACCUCCCACCCUGGGCCUGCCUCUGGGUGGCUGUGUCCAGGUGCAGAUGGGGGACGGCCUCCCUCAGGGCUCCCCCCACAACAGCGCAGGUCCCAGGACUCCACGCCUGGCUCGAGCGUCGCCUCCAGGCGAACCGUUCACGAGGGUGGCACCCCCCGGGCUGGCUGCCGCCGCCGCUGCGCGUGAUUUGGAGCCAGGUCCUGUUCCAGGCGCUGGAGGCUGCCGCGAACACAGGCUCGGCUCGCAGCCGCGCCCGGAGGACGGUCCCCCAGGUUCUCACCGAACAGCCUCGGGGAGAGGGCUGCGGAGAGGUGACAGCGCGGACGCAGUGAUCCGGGGCAUCGGGCCGAGCCGCGUCCCACUCCCCGCUGCAGACAAGAAGCACCUCAACAACGCGCCCCUGGGGUCGGCCGGCCCGGGGCCCCCGCGCGGCCCGCGGCUGCAAGUCGGCCGCAGCCUGACGCUGCAGCCCGACUACGGCAAGUACGCCACAUUUAAGGCCGCAACGCUCAAGGCCUCAGAGGCCGCCCCGCGGGACUUCUGCCAGCGUUUCCCCGUCUCCCAGCGGUCCCCGCGGCCCCCCCCGGACUUGCCUGCGCCGCGGGACGCCUGCCCCUGGGCCCCGCCGGGCUACGCGCCCCCUGCCGUGCCGGGUCCCUAUGCCGCCUGGACCGCCGGUCGCCCGGUCCGACCUGCCCCGCUCGGCCACCUGGCGGCUCAGGCCUUCCAGGUACCCCGGCGGUCCGGCCAUGCAGCCCGGCGCCAGUUCAGCGCGGAGAAAAUGCCCUCGGCCUUCAGCCCGCAGCCCCUCGGCCUUUACCGCAGCGCGGGCCGCGGGUCUCGGUACCUAAGGACCAACAGCAAGACCGAGGUUACCGUGUGAAGCGGGGCCGCGGUCCCCUCGAGGCGUCAUGGGCUGGGGCCCUCGUCUGUCCGUCGGAGCCCCAGGCCACAGAGAGAGGAGCACCGGCCCGGAAGGCCAGCUCUUCCGUCUGCCUCAAGGGCACUGGGGUCUUGGAGCCCGCAGGCCGCGGGUUGGUCUUGUAAAUAAGCCCUUUUAUGUGGUUCCCGCUCCUGAGAAUAAAGAGGCCCCAGCGUGGAUGCGA
Messenger RNA from Saimiri boliviensis boliviensis (Bolivian squirrel monkey), 2069 nucleotides. RefSeq names its product shisa family member 8 (gene SHISA8). Gene Ontology annotation, cellular component: postsynaptic density; dendritic spine membrane; AMPA glutamate receptor complex. Lineage: Eukaryota; Metazoa; Chordata; Mammalia; Primates; Cebidae. The record is from RefSeq and is a predicted model, not a curated record. Gene Ontology annotation, biological process: regulation of short-term neuronal synaptic plasticity; regulation of AMPA receptor activity.